Messenger RNA from Mugil cephalus (flathead mullet), 3006 nucleotides. It is a transcript of the gene ndnfl, whose product is annotated as neuron-derived neurotrophic factor, like. The transcript is spliced from 4 exons. The record is from RefSeq and is a predicted model, not a curated record. Lineage: Eukaryota; Metazoa; Chordata; Actinopteri; Mugiliformes; Mugilidae. Gene Ontology annotation, molecular function: protein binding. Bases 576 to 2333 code for a protein of 585 amino acids. Gene Ontology annotation, biological process: extracellular matrix organization.
CGAGUGAGCUCCGUCCAGUGCGAGGAGGAGGUAAACGGAGAGAACAGGUGAAAAAAGGGGGGAGUGACAGAGGGAGAACGUAUGACUUCACUGACUGGAUGACAUUCACACAGUGUUCAGCAGGACAAGCCUCCACGUGUGAAGGACUUGAGAGACAGGGUGCAAGCGUGAGGAGAGUGCCUGGGGAGCCUUGAACCGCACCAGGGCGCGCCGGAGCUGGGACAGCCCUGAAGGGACAGCCCUGAAGGGACACCUGAGCCCUGAAGAGACACCUCCUGGAGUACGGAGUGAGCAGCGCCUCCUGGGAGUCAGUGAAACACCCAACAACAACCUGCUGUCGCUCCUCCUCUCCUCGCAACUGGCUCUCACCCCCCUCUCCUCCUCUUCCCCCUCUUCCUCCUCCUCCUCCUCCUCCUCCUACUCCAUCCUCUCUCCCUCUCUCAUUUGAUCCCAUCCCUCACUCCCUGCGCCAGCGAGGGAGAGCGUGCACUGAGAGAAGAGCCUGGGAGACAUCCAAGACGGCGGGACUGAGGAGAGCCAAAGAGUAAAAGUCAGGGAGAGAGCAACGAUCGGAGAUGGCGCUCGCCUCCUUGUCCUGGUGCCUCGGCGCAGCUUUGGCACUUGUUUGCAGCUCCUCGUGGCCCCAGGUGCACGCAGCUCUGGCGCCUGAGAACGAGGUGCCGCUUCGCCCGACUACAUGGUUACCAGAAGGAAAGGUCACGCCCGUAACGCUCCCCAAAGGGCGAACUCGCAGGUUAUACUUCAUGCUGAAGAAGAAGGUCCCGGCGUUCUCGGUGACCGUCAGCCCCUGCGACCCACCCAUCGAAUGGACCUUGGCGGCUCGCACCCUAAAGGACAAACCCUUAAAAAGCCUGCAAUGGAGCACUAAAAAGAGCACCCCCGAGAUGUGGUGGCGAGGUCCUGGUACUGAGGAGAAGAUCCACAGCUUCACCGGCAAUGCAGUGGACUCGUACAUGGGUCGUUCCUAUCCCGGUGCUUCCAUCUAUAUCCUGAGGCUGCGCUCCAAACAGCAGAACACCAGAGCUACAGUGUACUUCCGCGAAGGGCUCGGGCCCUCAGGCGCCUUCCCUCUGCUCCCAGCUGACCCGCGAGUUCACACUCUAGGUGUGGGCAUGACCAGCGUCACCCUCAGCUGGGCGCCCAGUGCCUCCGUCACCAGCCUCCCACUCGCCCAGGACAGCUACGAUUACUGCGUUCUCGUCAACUCUCUGCAAAACUACCCCAGCCUGUGCGCUGCGAGAGAGAGCAUGAGGAAAGAGAAAGACCAGAAACAAGAAAAGAAGGACAGAAAGAGGAGAGUGACGGUGUGGCCGAUUUUAAAGGAGUGGUGGUGGGAGCAGUGGGACGCUUAUCCCGAACCGCAGAGUCUACCUUCUUCCUCCCUGGCUGAUGAGUACGCUGACCUCCAGUGCGCGUGUCAGGGGACAGAGAGCGUUUGCACCGUGUCUGAGCUCCUGCCCGACACCCAGUAUUACUUUGACGUCUUUGUGAUCGACCGGCUAAACGGGACCAGCGCGGCGUACAAGGGGACAUUUGCUCGGACACACGAGGAGGCUCGACCUGCGAUCACCGCACUAAGAGACGGAGAGCUGAGGUGGGUGACCUUCCAGGACGGAGGCUUCAAGGCCGAGCAGUUCUUCAGUUUCCGUCCUCGAGGUUGGCAGCAGAGCGGCCUCCUCACCUUGCAGAGCUGUGGCGGAGGUGAGAAGGUCAAGGUAACCGUGUCUAGCAAAGGUCAGGUUUUGACCUCUCAGCCAGUGGGUGGGGAUUUAGUUCACAUUUGGCUGCAGGGAAGUCCCUCUUAUCUCAUCCACCUGGAGAGAGAAGGAACGACCACUGGCCAGUCCUCUGCUGCUACAGACCCAACUCCGCCAGGAGGUCUGGCGGCUUCAGUCAAAAUGCAGACCUCGUCGGCCUACCACCGCAGAGGGGUCCCGUCUCUGCCCUCCACUUUGCAGAUUAAAUCCUUCAACCGGUUGCGUGGAUGCAACAGCGUCACCCUGGCCUGGAUGGGCACAGAAGAAAGAAGCUUGUACUGCGUGUACCGCAGGAAGCUCGGAAGCCGCGACGCGGAGGUUGCGGGAGCAUCAGCUCUAACCGCUCCCUGUCUGGGGCCAGAGUCCCGCUCUGACACCGAGAGAGUUCUCUGCAAGUAUUUCCAGGAGCUGAAUCCUCGGCGGGCCGUCACUACAGCUGUGAUCGGGGGCCUGGAGCCAGGAAUGGCCUACGUGUUUGAUGUGUAUCUAAUGAGACGCUGGGGGAUCCCUAUCAAGUACGCCAGCAAGAUGGUGAAGACCAGAAAGGAAUGCUGAGCUGCCGCCCCCUGCAGGAGGUUUUUAAACUGUCCCAGUUAAGGGUAAAAUGCAUCAGCCAUGGACAUGCUGUAAAGACUGAGCGAGAGAGCGAAGCCAUUUGACUGUUGCGGAGAGACUGUUACCAUAAAAAGGAAAUAAUCCCUCUGGAGGAGCUGUGCUUAUAUUCAGAAGUCCACUUACACUUUAAGUGGAAGCGGGUGGAAAGCCUACGAGAAGGAUCUGCACACCAGCAAAAGUUCAUAACAAUUACAAUACAACUCUUGUGCUUUUUGUCAUUUUGUUUUUCGUUGUUGAUCAUGAUAAUGAUGUGCCAGUUGUCCAAGUGCUUACUUUGUGUCUCCAGUACAAAGGACAGAUGAGGUUUGUGAUGACACAGAGCCGAUACAAAAACAACAGCAGAGACUGUGCCAAACAUGCAAAGGAAGCAGAUGGGGCAAUAAUUAGAUAACAUCUGAGACGAGGGGGGGUUUGCAGUGUAUAUUUCCAGUGCUGCAUAUUGUACAGGCUUAUAAACAAAGAUGGGUGCAAUCUACAGAAGUUCAAAGUCAGUGUGUAUCUUUGUGUCCUGCUUUCGCAUGAAGCAGUGAAAAAUACUUAGUGACUUGCCUCAUUGUCUUUGGUGUAUUCUUGUGCUGCUUCAAACUCACCAAUAAAUACUAGGAAAUCUGUA